Molecule: messenger RNA, 665 nt
Organism: Ixodes scapularis (black-legged tick)
Lineage: Eukaryota; Metazoa; Arthropoda; Arachnida; Ixodida; Ixodidae
Exons: 2
Coding region: 36-482 (148 amino acids)
Source: RefSeq, a predicted model, not a curated record
GUCGUCUAGCUGCCCAUAUCUGUGAACGCAAUCCAAUGAUGCAGAUCGCCUUUUCUGCCGUUCUUCCGAGACGGGAGAAUAGGUUCUGCUCAUUGGAAUGGCAGCGUAGUCACGCUGCAGAGAUCGAGGCUUCGAAUGACCGUUACCGAGAGGUGAAUUCGCUGCUGCGAGAGUUGUGUCGCAGGGAAGGGUUCACGUUCCUUGACGGGCUAGCUGACGAGUGGCACCAGUGGAUCCACCGCGACGGCGUCCACCCAAACCGGAUCGGCAACAAGGUCCUCGCUGGGUUCAUGGGCCAGCAAGUACGGAGCAGCCUGGAGAAGAUGGCCAGGGCCAAGAUCCAGCAGGACCACAAGGAGGCAAUGCCAGGGACCCGCUCGUGGGACGGCUGGACCAUCAAGGGUGCCCUAUUGACUGCGCCAUGUUGUCUCUUCAGAAUUCUCCGACUUUUCCAGCAAAGUUUUGUUAAUCUGACGACAUAGUCUUUCUAAGAGGCUGGGGAAUUUAUAGCAAAAAGUUUGUGGGCCUCACAUCUGGUAACAAGAAGGCUCCAAAAACAAGGCCCCUUGAAAACUGAGCAAGUUGCUACUUGUGUAAAUUGGCUCUGAAGAAACCACCAACUAGGCGCUGCACAGUCCGAUGAUUCUUUCCGAGUCUGAAGUGCU